Molecule: messenger RNA, 3539 nt
Organism: Boleophthalmus pectinirostris (great blue-spotted mudskipper)
Lineage: Eukaryota; Metazoa; Chordata; Actinopteri; Gobiiformes; Gobiidae
Product: H-2 class I histocompatibility antigen, L-D alpha chain-like
Exons: 8
Coding region: 143-1264 (373 amino acids)
Biological process (GO): immune response
Cellular component (GO): external side of plasma membrane
Source: RefSeq, a predicted model, not a curated record
ACGCGCUUUUGGGGAGGAACGGGAGCGCGCGUCGCCAUUUGCUGAAGAACCGAGUCACAGCUGAGCCCAAACCGUCUGAACUCGGGUAAACACGAAACAAACUCGGCCUGGAGGAAACCCCGGACACCGAGCCCCGUUCGCCAUGAGGGCCCUUCUUCUAUGUCUCCUUUGGGGGACGUUUGUGUGCGUUUUCUCCGAACUCCACUCUCUCACCUACAUCUACACCGCCCUGUCCAAAAAGGUGUCAAACCCAGGCAUCCACGAGUUUACAGCCAUGGGUCUCCUGGACACAAAGAUGAUCGAUUACUUUGACUCAGACCUGCAGGAGAAGGUCCCCAAACAGACAUGGAUGAAGGAGAAGCUGGGGCAGGACUACUGGGACAAAGGAACCCAAUCCAGAAAGAGCAAGCAGCAGUGGUUCAAAGUCAACCUGGACAUCCUGAAGGAACGCAUGAACCAGACCGACGAAGAUGUCCAUGUUCUUCAGUGGAUGCAUGGCUGUGAGGCAGACCUGAUUGAUGGGAAGCUGCAGUUUCAGCGUGGGAUUGAUCAGUACAGUUACAAUGGCAACAGCUUCUUGUACUUUGACGAUGUGCAUGGCAUGUGGGUGGCCGCGGCGCACGAGGCGGAGCCAACCAAGAGGAAGUGGGAUGAGGUGGUGGUGCUGAAGGAGUACACCAAAGGAUACCUGGAGAAGGAAUGUCUGGACUGGCUCAGCAAGUUCAUGGACUAUGGCAGAGCACAGCUCAUUCAUGCAAAACCUCCAGAUGUGUACGUAUUUGCCAGUCCUGGGCGUCAAAAGUCCAGUGUGCGUUUGAACUGCUUGGCGACAGGCUUCUACCCCCCCGACAUCGUCCUCAGGCUGAUCCGGAUCAAUGGGAUGCAGAAGAUACUCGCGGAAGAGGACGGAGUCACUUCGACGGGGAUACGGCCCAAUCAGGACGACACGUACCAACUCCGAAAAUCUAUUGAAAUCCUGAGGACCGAUGAGGCACAGUACUCCUGCCAAGUCAUGCACGCAGCCACUGGUGUGAACAUCAAGAAGGAGUGGGACGGUAAACUCCCGGACCACUCUGAUGAGGAUAGAGGCUUCCCGACCGUAGCAGUGGCCACAGGGAUCAUUGUUCUUUUGGUUCUGAUCGGUGCGAUUGUGUGUGGUGUGAUGUACAAGAAACACCUGGACAAAAAGAAGAACUGUGCAGGAGACUACACCCUGGCUUCAAAGGACUGUCCCAUAUAUUCCAAUGGCAACGGACAUGAAUAGAGCUGACUCUGUUCUGUUCUUACUGUAGCUGUGAUGUAGAUGACCACUGGGACCCGUGCGUCUGCCUUAACAGUCAGAACAUGUGAAAAGUAGGGAUGGGACAAGAUACAAUUUCCACAAUAUGAGACGAGACGUGAGAUUGGAACUGGAGAACGAGACAAGACAAGAUUUUGACAUAAAUAAAUUAUGCUAUCCAGUUCCCAAUUUUAGCCUCACCAUAUUUGAUUUACUUCAUUUAAUAUUCUUGCUGUCAUUACAGCAGUGCUUAUUGGGGCUACAGGUUCUCAAAAAAUGUAAGUCACCAGUACCUAACUCCAUCCAAUCCGAACAUAAAAACAUGGGGGAAAAGUCUCAGAUCAUUUUCAGCAUGUGUGCUCAGGCUUGUGGCAGUUUUGUCUCUUGAGAGCUUGUCCCAUCCCUAGUGGAAAGUGAAGGAGAAGGUUCCAUUUCUGUUGGUUUUAAAACAUUAUUUAUAGGUGGAUUUCAGUUUUGCUCAUGCUGUGCAUUUCUCAGUAUUUCUCAGUAUUUUUAUUUUUAAUGUGAUCAAAAGCCGCACACACCGCCUACACCAGCUUACUAUACUUUCACUUCACAACACCACCACAGAGCACCAGACACAUGCAUACAUUUAUUUUAUUUAGAUUUGAUUUAUUUAAGAAAAGGAACAGUUAAUAUUAAAUGAUCAUUUUGACAAAUGUGAAUGUGGCAGAUUAUAGUCCUGGGCUCAUUUCCGUCUGCAGAUCUCUGCAGGCUGCUGUUACAAAAAACACAACAUAAACACACAACAUUUACACAGGCUGGGGGGUUAUUCUAUCAAAGUGUCCAGGCUUAUUCUGAAAAGAGAGACAGAUGUAAUAAAGGAGCAUACAGCCAGAAUCUGUCUGUGCCUCUCACAACAACCACACGUGCAAGAUCAUUUUAAUGAAAGAAUGGCCAAAGGCUUUUAUAUUAUUUGUGUGUUUUUGAUGAGUGCAGCGUCCACACACACGUGUGUCCGUGUGACGGAGCAUACGGCUGGAACAGUCUCAGGUGACAUGUGACUGUAGAAGUCCCUUAAACUGUAUCAGAGACAGGUGUUAAAACACAGGUGUAUGCUCCAGCGUCAACCAGACGAGCUUCUGCACAACUGACCAGGUGCAUCAAGGGAGUCCAAACCAUUUCAUUUGCAUUUAUUAUUUUUAUUGCUUUACUGCAGCAGUCAACAGUCAUAUUAGGUCAAAGUGCCAGCACAGGAAGCUUUCUGAUUGGCUGUCAAGUGUGUCACAGGGCUUUCUGAUUGGGUGUGCAGCACAUCAGCCUGCACACCUUCUCCAGACAGUUCUGAGCAUGAAGAGACUCAUACUGAGUUUCUUCAUACUGAGUGAGGGAACAUGUCCGUUUUUCCUCUUGUAUCCUCUUUACACAGAGGUCCGUUUUCUUCAGGAGAUUUUGUGUCUAACCUUAAAUUCAGAUGUGUGCCCUCCUUGGCCGGAGCGGGUGAGGUCUGUCAGAGUAUUACAGAUGAAGAUCUGCUAGUGUGAGCUCCUCAUUACUGAUUAGAGAAAAACUCAAAAACUCUCUCAAAAACUAACAUUUCUACAUGUCCCAACAAAGCAGGCUAAACAUUUGUGUGAUUUGAAGUUCACCUUGUACACUUUAGUUCAGUGUUUAGACUUGUUUUGCUUGAAGUUCUUUUUGGGUUGAAGUUACAUUUUGUUUUGAAGUGAUGUAUAAGCUCAGCUUUAUUGCUUUACUUUACUUUGGUCAAAUAUUUCAUCCCCGGUCGUCCUUGGAAGGGGUUUAGCCCAUAUCCUUUAGUUUGCACUACGGAUGCACCCAUCUGAUACCGAUACCAAUUCUGAUAGUAUUGGAUAUGUGUGCAGAUUCUGAAAAAUGAGCUUUAUCUAAUAAAUCUUACAAAUAUACCAAUAUGCUGAUGUCAUAUGACUUGAUGUAUUAACAACAAUUUACUGGUCAUAAACUGCUGAGUGAUGAUAAUAGCUCCAUAACACAUGUGGAUUAGUUUUAAUAAAUGCUGUUUUCACUGUCUGGUAUUGGCAGAUUCUUAAAGCUGUAGUAUCAGAAUCGGUAUCUGAACUGAAAAAGUGAGAUGGGUGCAUUCUUAGUUUGCACUAUAGGUGUUUAAGUUCCCUGUCUGCUUUGUUUUGGGUGGGCUACCCCCUCUCAGUUUUCAUAGAAUGCUUUUAUAAUAUUUUAUAAUUGUACUAAAUUUAUAAUUGUUUUAAAGUUUUACUUGCUCUUUUGUUGUUUAAUAAAUUUUAUUAUAUAUUUUCAA